CUGAGGUUCCUGUAAACCACAAAAGAAAAGCAAAGUAAAACGAUUUGUUUUCGCUGAGUAAAUUCAGGUUAUUUACGUACUCAUCAGGACGUUCAAAAGUAUUUUUGAUGUGUUUUGGCACUAAGCGGAACUGACAUUUGCGUCAACGGAAGUGUUUUACGGUGACAGUUUUGUCCUUCGCUCAAAUGUGUCACUUUUGUAACGCUAUUGUAGUGUUUGUGCUCAAGUCUGUGACAAAACCUUUGGAGUCAUGUGUGUUGGACAAACGAACGCGUUGUACUCCGACAGAGUGUGAUUCAUUAUGAAACAAUAAGCAGCAUCAGUAACAUCUGCCCAUAUCAGGAUGUCAUUCCCUUCGCCUCAUGACCGCAGAUUGAAAGAGAUCGUGGACGAGGAUGACCCCGUUGAUCGGAUGAUAUCCCGCACUGGCUGUGCUGAGCUGCAUUAUGCCGUGCAGGCGUGUAUGGCAGAAAACCAGGACUGGCGAGCCUGUCAGAAGCAGGUCCAGAAUUUUAAAGACUGUAUGAUGAACUUUCAGAAAGGUCAGAAAGAACAACGGGAGAGACUAAACAAAGCGUCAACGCCGUCUGUGGCCAGCUGAACUCAUGAAUACACUCAUAGUGGGAUGUGUUUCACAUCUGAAUGUUGAAAACUUAUUAAAAAUUAAACUUAAGAAUGCUGA
Molecule: messenger RNA, 682 nt
Organism: Nothobranchius furzeri (turquoise killifish)
Lineage: Eukaryota; Metazoa; Chordata; Actinopteri; Cyprinodontiformes; Nothobranchiidae
Gene: or41a3
Product: odorant receptor, family 41, subfamily A, member 3
Biological process (GO): detection of chemical stimulus involved in sensory perception of smell; G protein-coupled receptor signaling pathway
Cellular component (GO): membrane
Molecular function (GO): G protein-coupled receptor activity; olfactory receptor activity; odorant binding
Source: RefSeq, a predicted model, not a curated record